GAAGUCAGUCAACAUGGCGGCCCAAGAUGAAGUUGACGUAUGUGAAAGUUGGGAGGAUAUGGACGAAAUUGGCUUGGACCAGAAGAUCAGGCUGAUGUCAAGUGACUGCGCGCCAGUGCAAACUUCACUCAAAGGUUGCAAGGUUACUGUUGAAGAGAGCGCGUGUAUUGGAUCUCAGUGCGUGAUGCCGGAGCCAGCUAUCCGUAUCCUGAAGAGGCCGUCGUCAUCGGGCAGCGGCCAGCUGAACGGCGAGAAUCGCGCCCGCCCGGUUAAAACUCUUGAACAAAGGCAAAAGGAGUACGCAGAGGCUCGGCUGCGGAUUCUGGGCGAAGCUCGGAGCCCCGAAGACGUCAUUGACGACAAUUUAAGCCGACUACAAGACAAACUACAAGCAAACAAUCUCAAUGACAAUCAAAAUACUAGUAAUAAGACAAAGACUCCUCAAAGUGACAAUAAUACCAAAGGAAGGGAACGUAAAGUCCUCACACGCCUGCCUCCCGGUGCCACAGUGUCUGGAGUGUUCCCAUCCCCACCUCCCCGGGGCGUCCUCGUCAUCCGCACCCCUCGAGGCCCCGAUGGCACAAAGGGAUUCCAAAAAAGGUAGCACCACCGACAAUAUUCAACUAACUCACAAAGACGUAAUUCACUUCCAUCCAUUCGAUUUAUCCGAUAAUGUAAAAUUACCAGUUGUGCUGUUGUGUUUGAUAUUAGCAUAAUAUUUGUUUCACAGUUUUUAAUUUUUUAAUUAAGUCACUUGAUUUCUUUGCCAAAUUCGAUUGAGGUCUAUUGUACUUUUUAUAGAACAUAAGACUGGAUUAUGUUUGUAUUUUACAAUGAAAAACUCGAUCAUUGUUUUGGGAUUGAAUUUCAUGAUUGGAAGAUAGAAACGUUAUAUGAAUUCAACAAUUAUGCUUGUAAGGAGUCUUCAUAGUUGCUAUGCCUCUUACCCAACUAUAGUAGACUGAUUUAGCAUACAUUAUAAUGGUUAGCAACAUUAUAAUUAGCUAAGGUCCCGGAAUGAUCUAAAUACAUACAGUUAUGCUUCAGUAAAGGCAAAUUUACACUAAUUAGUGUAAAUGAAUAAUAAGAGUACAUUCUGGUUAUGUUACCACACUCAAACAUAUUUCAAUUUAAUAAUCAGCUGCAUUAAUAGAAGUGUAAAUAGACAUAAUUUUGCUAAUGUCAAUUGUAAUAUUGAUCAUAAUACACCCAUUUUAAAUAAAUUCUAAUAUAUAAGGUUUGAAUUAAAAAUUGUGAAAUGAUAUUUAAAAUUGAAGAGUGCUCACUUCAGGGAACAAUGUUAUUGUUAAUAUUAAAGGUUAAAAACAAACAAAACAUUGUAAUACAAUGUUAAGAUGAGAUUUGAUGAAAUAGACACUCUACCUAAAUUGCAUGUAUGCAUUUACAUAUAUUUUAACAUAUAUGAGCAUAAUCUAAAGUUACAUUUCAAGUUUAAAAUUUCAUUUGUCGAUAAAAUUGAAUGAAUUUAAGGAAUAAUUAACUUACCAUUGUGUGAAUACAAUUUAUAUAUUACUAAAAAUUUAAAGUUUAGCAUUAAACUUUUUAUAUACAGUUUUUCUACAUGUAUAGCGUAUUUUUAGGAUAAGAUAUUGCUAAUAAUUGUAUAUUUAUAGUAUAUUAUUUUAAUAUGUUAAGUUUUUCAAUGCUUACACAUUGUUUGUGUGAAUUCUGACUUUUAACAUCUUUUUGUGUUAUUAAAUUCCCCUCAUUUGGUAUAUGAGUGAAUGACACUAUUUAAAUAGUCAAAAAUGCCAUAAAAUUGCUUGGCACUUAUGACCUUUAUGAUCAAGCAAUGGAGUUUACACAAACUGUGUGACUUUGCAUUUAAAGUGUGACUGAUAUUGUGUGUAUGUGAUCUGACCAGAUAUUAUUUUGAUUAUAAUUAUAAUAAGCGAUAUUAUUUAUAAAUAUUGUCUCAAUAAGACUGCGAUGAUGUCACUAAGCCUACAUUGUAGGAUAAAUUUUAAGUAUCUUAAAAUCUUUAUUACAAAGUAAAGAUACUUUAGUGUAGUCAUUUUAUUAGCUUAUAUGCUAGGUACAUACUAAAUAAAAUGAAUAUAAUCAAAAUAAUGUUGGUCGCACCAAACCAACGCUAGUUUAAGUCUACAUAAUAUAACAAGGAUUGUGAUAUAGAAUAAUAUUGUCUAUUGCAAACCUUAACUCGACUGUGAAUAUACGGAAAUACACUCUUAUCAUUUGACAUGUACUUUUAAUAUUGAACGUAGAUUUCGUUAUAAGAAGUACAGGGAUAGAUUAUCGAGUUUUAGAACAUCUUAAGUAGAACAUUGACUAGGAUAAAUUCGAUUGGGAAUAUAAAGAAUGAAAUACUAUGCUCUUGGCAGCGAAAAUUGCAUGAUAGUUACUGUAAUGCCAUUCCUUUCCUUUUGCGAGUCACAGAGAUAUUUAGCUCAUACUUUAUGUAAAAUGUUAUGCCUAUUUAAGACAUUGAUAUUUAUACAUGGAGUAUGAGUUUUAUUUAGAGGCAUAGAUUAAAAAAAAACGGGUUUUAUUCUAUAAAUAUUCGGUCAGUCCAUUGCUGUUUUUGAAAAAAUACAUAAACAGAUUACCCACAAAAAUACACAAGUUCUUGCAUAAAACCUCGCAUUAAAAUACUCAUUACUGUAUGUUUUGUGGGUAUUCUGUACAUGUAUUGAAUAUGUAUAUUUCUUUGAACCAGAGCCAAGUUAACUAGAUAGCCAAAAACGGUCAAAAUUUUACCUUGACUCGGUUAAAGGUGCCAAAAUCAUUUGCAAGGGUUUCACUAACUGAUGGAAGUACCACCGAUAUUUAUUAUGUGCCAUUUAUGAGGUUAGAUCAUUUAACGGAUUUUAAUAACCUAUUUAUUUGUAGAUUUGCUUAUUAGAUAUAAGAAUUUGACAUAACUCGUAUGAGGUUGAUGUCAAAAUCCUAUCUAUAUUAUGGAAAGAUUAUAAAAAUCUGCAGUAAAUGAUUCACUAACACUUUCAUAAUUAUUGCUUUCGCAUUGAGAUAUAAAAGAGGCUCCGUCCUAUAAGUAUUGUGUGAAAAAGAUAAAAAUAGCGAGCAAAACGCAUCGAUACAGUGCUUGGUAAAACAACGUCGUGCGUUCGCUAACCUAAAAACCGUUACAGGCCCAUUUUUCAAAUUCCUGCAGGCCUAGAUUACACCAAAUCGGAGCGGAAAAGUUUUUAAUCAACCAAUAGAAUUUUGUUAUUCACAUCUCGCGUUCGCCCACUCUAGUACUCAAAAGAAAUAGUAUCCUUGAGCAGAGAAUUUCUAUUUGUUAUUUAAAAACUUCUCCGCUUCGCUUUAGUGGAAACUGAGAUUCGGCUCGCCAUAUUUAAAAUACAGAGGUACCAAUACGGAAAGAAUACCUACAAGCAACUAUCAUUAUAUAGAUUUUACUUAUAGCUUAUGUAACGUAAAUAAACAAUAAGGCUCCAUUGAAAUUUUAGAGCUAAUAUCAUCCUUUUUACUAACAGAAUGAGGUAUGCUUCUUAUCCCUCUAUGCGGUACAGGCUUAAUCAUACUAUAAAUAGUUACCUUGUUAAAUAGUAACAGGGUAAUGUGUACCUAGCAUAAGAUGCAUCUGUAUACAUUUUGCAAUAAAUAAAUAAAUAGUUACCUAAGUAAAAACUAGAUGGCGUUAGCUGUGUGUAAAACUUUUGAGUAUCUGGUAAAUGCUAUUUCAUUCUUUAUAUUUCCAAGGAUGCAUGUAUCAAAAUAGUAAUGUUAAUUGAAAUUAUAAUCAUUAUUUAUACUUUAGUCGACGCGCCUAUUUAUAAGAUUCUCUUGUUAUUUAGUAUUUUGUACUGAAUAAUAACACUUGUAGCUACUUGGACGGCGAAGUGUACAUUGAAAGAAUGAAUCAGUAGUGGUGUUGCCAGGUGCGUAAAUGAAAAGUGGGAAAAUUCUUAAAAGGUUGAGUUGAAAAUGCAUUUAUGCCGAUCACCUCGCGCGCUUUUUACUGUCAAAUAAAUAUUUCCACUUUUGCUAAUACGAUGAAUAAGCUGGAUUUCAAUGUAUAUUCUGGGAUGACUGAAAAGCCGGUGAUGUCUCAAAAUCCCGCCAAAAGUACAACAUCUGGCAACACUAAUCAGUAGAAAAUCUACUGAUGAAGUGCGGAAUGUAAAGUAUUUUAGGGUUUCUUAUGACUAUGGUUACUAUUCAGGCUAUUUAACCCCCUAGAAGGGUUGCUCAAGGACACUUAGGUUGCGCAACCAAAUUGGUUAUCGCAGAACCUCAACCCUAAUGGUUAAUACCCAACAAGGUUACAAAAAGAGGUGAGAACCAACUGUGUCUUUUAUUUGUAGUAUAUUACCUAUAAUAAACAUUUUUAUACCUACAACCGAAUAUGUGCAUAGUAAUGAUAGAUAUUGAUCGUACGUAACACCGGCUAGAACAACAAACUUGUCAAACACAAACGUUGUUGUAACAAUAAUUUAUUUUAAAAUAAAAUAUUAGUCAUCUCA
This is a messenger RNA of Helicoverpa zea (corn earworm), 4472 nucleotides long. Its product is annotated as SUZ domain-containing protein 1. The coding region runs from base 14 to 604 and encodes 196 amino acids. The record is from RefSeq and is a predicted model, not a curated record. The transcript is spliced from 3 exons. Lineage: Eukaryota; Metazoa; Arthropoda; Insecta; Lepidoptera; Noctuidae.